CAAUCCUCUUUGGGAGAAACGACCUGUAUUUUUCUACCGCAAAGUAGGAGGGCGUAAAAUCACCACUUCGAAAAGUCUCGCAAAUGCCACUAGUGCUGAAAAGUUUUCCGUUGCUCGCGUUGUAUUCGGACGCGUACUGAGUCUUCAAUUACUCUCAACAAUUUUCAAGAAAUUAUUCGAUUAACAUGGCCGACGUCCUGGAUAUUGAUAACGCCGAGGAGUUUGAGGUCGAUGACGAGGGCGAUCAGGGCAUUGCCAGGCUGAAGGAAAAGGCGAAGAAGAGGAAAGGAAGAGGUCAUGGAGCUGAACUUGCCUCCACUCGAGAUGACGUUGGUCACUACGAGUCGAUGAAUGUCGUCGAGGAUGACGAUAACGAACCUGGUCCUCAGAGAUCUGUGGAGGGAUGGAUUUUGUUUAUAAAUUCCGUCCACGAAGAAGCACAGGAGGACGACAUCCAAGAUAAAUUCUCCGAAUAUGGACAGAUAAAGAAUUUACACUUGAAUCUCGACAGAAGGACUGGAUUUUUGAAGGGAUAUGCACUGGUUGAAUAUGAGACAUUUAAAGAGGCUCAGGCUGCCAAAGAGGCUUUAAAUGGUACUGAGAUAUUAGGCCAGGCUAUUUCCGUUGAUUGGUGUUUUGUGAAGGGACCGAAAAAAGUCAAGAGGAGAAGUCACAGAAGACGAUGAAUCCACUCUUUACUGAUUGAGAGGAAGACUUUAUAUUUGGUUUAUUAGGAAAUGAGUGAUGGUUUGAGACUAAAAAUGGAAGUACCUUCUUUUCAAUUUAAUUUAUCACUCAAUCCAGUUAUUUUCACUCAUUGUUUCCAACUAAAGUGGGUAUUUAUUUACUUGUAUUGAGGAUGUAUGAGUGUGAAAUACAAUUCAUUAAUUCGUAUGAAAAACCUAAUAAAUUACAUUGAAAAAUA
Molecule: messenger RNA, 925 nt
Organism: Fopius arisanus
Lineage: Eukaryota; Metazoa; Arthropoda; Insecta; Hymenoptera; Braconidae
Gene: tsu
Product: 40S ribosomal protein S12 homolog tsunagi
Exons: 4
Coding region: 186-686 (166 amino acids)
Biological process (GO): RNA splicing
Cellular component (GO): nucleus; exon-exon junction complex; cytoplasm
Molecular function (GO): mRNA binding
Source: RefSeq, a predicted model, not a curated record